AUGCCGUCUGCCAAAGGACUAUUCGAAGAAGAACCUAUUUGCUUUGCCCUUACCGUGAAACAUUUACGUGUGUAUUGUCACGCAUGCCUCAAAGAUGGAGCAGAUCUGAAGAAGUGCAAAGGUUGCCAGAUAUUCUACUAUUGCUCGGCAGAGUGUCAGAAGAAAGACUGGCCUUUACAUAGAAAUGAAUGUUCGGCGUGCAAGAAGCAUAACGGAGUUUCCAAUGAAGAUGUUCGGCUCGUAAUGCGAUUAGCAGUGAAAUGGGCGGCUGGAGAAAUGGGAGAGACUAUGGUAGAGAACGUUGAGCGCUCACUGACAACUCUGCAGGAGCAUUCAGAAGCAUUAGAAGACAAAGCCUGUCAGUUUCUACAGGACUACAAGGUCUUUUGCAAGAAGACCAUUGUCGAUGAUGAUAUAGUCAAGCGGUAA
Cooperia oncophora is the source of this 429-nucleotide messenger RNA. The record is from the annotation of a GenBank genome assembly. NCBI's taxonomy places the organism in Eukaryota, Metazoa, Nematoda, Chromadorea, Rhabditida, Trichostrongylidae.